Molecule: messenger RNA, 623 nt
Organism: Blepharisma stoltei
Lineage: Eukaryota; Ciliophora; Heterotrichea; Heterotrichida; Blepharismidae
Source: the annotation of a GenBank genome assembly
AUGGAAGCUCAGCCUAAAAAUAGAUGGGUAAUGUCAGACUCCGAAGACGAAGAAGAGGAAGAAAAGGUCGAAACCGAAAAAAUUAUUACUUCUCUUCCUACUGUGGAAGAAGCUAAAGCUCCAAAGCAAAAAAAGAAAAAAAGAUCCAAGCCAAAAGAAAAAGAAGAAGAAAUUGACCCAAAUCUGACGACCAAAAUAGUUAUAGAGCAAAAAACUGAGGCAAAAAAUUUAAGAGCUGAUGGUACAAUGGAUAUUUUUUUAAUUUUUGAAAAAGAAAUCCUUUAAUUUUCUUAUAGAAUGAUUUUUGGUUAAAGUGGACAGUUAAAUUUAUGUAAAAUUAAUUAUUUUUAAAUUUUUUUUCAUUGACAUGUACAACUGCUUCUAAGAAAGAAGUUCAGAAGAAAGAACUUGAUGAGCUUGAGUCAAUUUUGCAAGAAUUUGGAUUGCAGCCACAAGAGAAGGGAAAAACAGAAGCAGAGAUACAUGAAGAAAAUAGCAAGCAAAGCCAACAAAAAGGUAAGGCUAAAGUGUCCAAAAAAGAAGUUUUCGAAAACGUUCGUGCAGAAAUUAAUGCUAGAACGAAAAAAUCGAAGAAAAAAGAUAAAAUGAGUUAUCCUAGAUAA